AUGCCUUGUUCUCAUGGUGGGGGUGUGCUUAGGGACAGAAAAAAGAAGGGAGAACAGCAGCGGCCGCCGUCCGAGGGCCGGGGCCGGGGCCGCGACCUGCACCGGGACCGCACCCGUUCUCGCUCCCGCUCGCGGUCCCCGUUGUCCCGCCGCGGCGCCGCGCCAGAGCGCAGGGAGGCCCCGGAGCGCCCGAGCUUGGAGGAGGCAGAGCCCUCGGAUUCUGGGGACGAGAUGGUGGACCCGGCCAGCUUGGAGGCGGAGAUCGACCACGGCCUGUGCCGCCAGAUCCACCAUCAGUACCGGGCGCUCAUCAACUCCGUCCAACAAAACCGGGAGGAUAUUCUGAACGCCAGCGACAAAUUAACAGAGGUCCUUGAAGAGGCCAACACUCUGUUUAAUGGAGUGUCCCGAGCAAGAGAAGCAGUUCUAGAUGCCCAGUUUCUUGUUCUGGCUUCUGAUUUGGGCAAAGAGAAAGCAAAGCAGCUGCGCUCUGAUCUGAACUCAUUUGAUAUGUUAAGAUAUGUUGAAACUCUGUUGGGUUCAAUACAAGGAGAACUUCCUGCGCCAAAGCCACGAAUUGAUCGUCCAAGAAAACAUCAUAUGAUAGAAGAGCAGAGAGCAAUGCCUGCUCAGUUGAAAAGAAUGGAAGAAUCUCACCAAGAAGCAACAGAAAAAGAAGUGGAAAGAAUCUUGGGACUGUUGCAAACAUAUUUUCGAGAAGACCCUGAUACUCCAAUGUCCUUUUUUGACUUCGUGGUUGAUCCACAUUCUUUCCCCCGUACAGUGGAAAACAUCUUUCAUGUUUCCUUCAUUAUACGGGAUGGUUUUGCAAGAAUAAGACUUGACCAGGACCGACUGCCAAUAAUAGAACCUGUUAAUAUUAAUGAAGAAAGUGAGGGAAUUGACCAAAACACCCAAAUCAGGAAUCAAGGAAUUAUAGCUUUGAGUUACCGUGACUGGGAGGAGAUCGUGAAGACCUUUGAGAUUGAGCCUGUGAUUGCUUCAGGUCAGAGCCGGCAGAGGCUGAGUGCUUGACGCCAGCUGAAGGACUUAAACGGAUAGUGAAAUCCAAAUGGAAAGCAGCAUGUAUUGUAUAUAUUGUAUGAUUAAACAUUUUUAAAGACAAAUUGUUUUUAGUAAAAUGUAGCUUUUGAUAGUUAAUGAAUUUGUCAUGGUUGUCUUUGAAUA
Sciurus carolinensis (gray squirrel) is the source of this 1188-nucleotide messenger RNA. Its product is annotated as non-structural maintenance of chromosomes element 4 homolog A-like. NCBI's taxonomy places the organism in Eukaryota, Metazoa, Chordata, Mammalia, Rodentia, Sciuridae. Gene Ontology annotation, cellular component: nucleus; Smc5-Smc6 complex. Gene Ontology annotation, biological process: DNA repair. The record is from RefSeq and is a predicted model, not a curated record.